This is a messenger RNA of Candidula unifasciata, 2784 nucleotides long. The record is from the annotation of a GenBank genome assembly. NCBI's taxonomy places the organism in Eukaryota, Metazoa, Mollusca, Gastropoda, Stylommatophora, Geomitridae.
AUGGACGACCCAGAAGACGACGGACAACUAGACAUUUGUCGUGUCUGUCGCUGUGAGGGAACAGGAGACAAGCCAUUGUAUCAUCCUUGUGUCUGCACUGGAAGCAUCAAAUAUGUACAUCAGGACUGUUUGGUGCAGUGGCUCAAGUACAGCCGGAAAGAGUAUUGUGAGCUAUGUAAACACAGAUUUUCAUUUACACCAAUUUAUUCUCCAGACAUGCCGAAUCGUUUGCCUAUCAAGGAUAUUGUUAGUGGCCUGGUUACCAGCAUGGCCAGGGCUAUCAGAUACUGGUUUCACUACACGCUGGUGGCAUUUGCUUGGCUGGGCGUGGUUCCACUUACAGCAUGUCGAAUCUACAGGUGUUUGUUUACAGGCUCUGUCAGCUCUUUGCUCACGUUACCACUUGAUAUGCUGUCAACAGAGAACUUAGCUGGAGACUGUUUUCAAGGAUGCUUGGUAGUGACCUGUACAUUAUGUGCGUUCAUCAGCUUAGUGUGGUUGCGUGAGCAGAUCCUGCACGGUGGAGGCCCUGAGUGGUUGGAGCAACUGGGGCUUCCCAACAAUGCUCGUCGGAAUGAGCUCGGGGGCGCUGGUUUCAAUAACCUGAAUCUGAUUGGUGGUUUGGCCGGCGGGGGUGGUGGCAACGGAGCUGGCAUUCUGAAUGCAGCGCAGGAACCAGCUGAACCUGUUGCUGAUGGAGAGAAUGAACGAGGGGCUGAUGUUGUGGAGGUUGAUGAGUUGAUUGGCGAGGAUGUCAACAAUGGGAACAAUGCAGCUGCCCAAGAUGAUAACAACUGGAAUCCUAUAGAAUGGGACAGAGCUGCAGAAGAACUGACAUGGGAGAGGCUUCUUGGUCUGGAUGGGUCAUUAGUAUUUUUGGAGCAUGUAUUCUGGGUGGUGUCUUUAAACACCUUGUUUAUUCUUGUGUUUGCAUUCUGCCCCUACCACAUAGGCCACUUUGCUUUAGUUGGUGCUAAUGUUGAAGAUAUGGUGGUGGCAUCUCAUUUUGAGGGAUUGCUGACUACUCUGGCAGGAUAUCUUGUUAUUGCCGUCUCCCUCCUUAUUAUCUACACACUUUGUUCAUUGACCCGGUUGCGGAAGGGCCAGAGAAUUUUUGGUCUUUGUUAUGUUGUUGUCAAAGUGAAGCUCUUGGUCGUCAUGGAAAUUGGGGCAUUUCCACUUGUGUGUGGUUGGUGGCUGGACAUUUGUUCGUUGUCCAUGUUUGAUGCUACACUGAAAGACAGAGAAUCCAGCUUCCUCUCUUCACCCGGCACAUCCAUGUUUAUUCACUGGCUUGUGGGCAUGGUUUAUGUUUUCUACUUUGCCUCCUUCAUCCUCCUGACACGGGAAGUUCUCAGACCUGGUGUCUUAUGGUUCUUGAGAAAUCUUAACGACCCAGAGUUUAACCCAAUUCAAGAGAUGAUUCAUUUGUGUGUGCUGAGACAUUUUCGACGUUUUAUAGCUUCCGUGGUGAUAUUUGGGAGUGCGGUGCUGCUGAUGUUGUGGCUGCCUAUUCGAGUCAUCAGGAUGGUUUUUCCUGGGUUCUUACCUUACAGGGUCGUGGUGUCCAGUGAAGCUCCUGUGAGCGAGCUAUCUCUGGAGCUGUUGCUGCUUCAGGUUGUUUUGCCAUCACUUCUCGAAGCUGGCCACACUCGGGCCAUGUUGAAGAAGCUGGUUGAAGGAUGGUCAAAAGCCAUGGCAUGGUUGUUAGAUCUCCGAUCCUAUCUUAUUGGUGAUGUGCCCUUGGAUGGGGAGGAUAUUGCAAACAUUGUGCAGGGCAAUGAACCCCAAAACCUUCCAGAUGCCAGGCAGAACAACGCUGGACAGCCAGCUCCACCACCUGCUCAGGACCUUGGGGAAGGACUUGGGGCGGCCCACCAAGCCAUGCUGCAGGGUGGUGGUCCCACAGGAUUUCAGCCAUACAAACGACCAUCAUUUUUUGCAGCAAGGAUUUUUGCUCUCCUGAUUAUGAUGUGCCUGACUUUCUUUUUGGCCAGCACAGUUUCAUUAGUAUUGCCAGUCUUCAUUGGAAGACAGCUGAUGUGGCUGUGGGUUGGAGACACCAAGAUCCAUGAGCUCUACACCGCUGGCUGUGGCCUGUACAUCUGCUGGCUGUGUCUGCGAGUGUCCACUGUCAUCGCUGGCUGGUACCUGCAAGGCUGGGCAAUCAUCAAAGCAAAGCUGCGGCUCUGGGGACUGUUGAUAGUCAAGUCCCUGGUGAUGGCUAUUGUUCUGUUGAUGGUGAUUCCCUUGUUACUGGGGCUGCUGUUUGAUGUUAUUAUUGUGGCCCCCAUGCGGGUUCCACUGGACCAGUCUCCCAUCUUUUUCCCAUGGCAGGACUGGGCCUUGGGCGUCCUCCAUAUGAAGAUUCUGACCGCGGUCAUCAUGAUGGGUCCUCAGUGGUGGCUCAAGAGAGCCAUUGAACGGGUGUACAAUGAUGGCAUGCGUAACCUCAACAUGAAAUUCAUCAUGACCCAGAUCUGUAUGCCUGUGUCCACCUGCCUGGGUUUGGCUCUGGCUGUACCUUAUGUCCUUGCCCACAGUAUUGUUCCUGCAUUUGGAGUCACCCUGGAAACUGAAACCCUGGUGGUAAGGAGGAUAUACCCAUUUCUUCUGACGGCGAUCAUUUGCUCAGCCAUGCUGGUGUUUCAGAUCAGGCAGUUCCGCCGGCUCUACAACCAUAUUAAAGAUGACAAGUACUUGGUUGGGCAACGCCUGGUCAACUACAUCCACCAUGCAACAAGCCAGGAGUACAGGAAACAGCCGGAAGCAACAGCAUUGUGA